AUGGCGACCAGAGGUAGCAUAUCUCAGGCCGCCCCAGUCGGCUCCACUCUGCUCGUCGUCCACAACUUUGUCGCUAGGAGCGGCGAUGAACUGAGUCUGGCAAAGGGCGAUCGCAUAGAGCUCAUAGAACGCGAUGACGACUUUGGCGAUGGUUGGUUCCUGGGCAAGCAUCUGGGCAACGGCCGAACUGGACUCUUUCCAGAAGUCUACACCACCCUCGCCCCCAAACCUACUCUGUCGAAUGCGAUCCAGCAGCGCGCCGCGAGUGAAAGUCUGGUGAACAACAGCUCGUUAAGCAGCGCUGCGGCCACCGCCGCCGCGAGUGCCGCCGCUUCUUCGUCGCCGCCCCAGGUUCGACACGCCUCCGCGUCUGCCGCCUCGAUGCGGCCCGCAAGCGCCUCCGAGACCGCAUCACCGACAGCUGAGCCAACUCUUCGCGCCUCGUUGCCCGCAACAUCGGCCGUAUUGAGGAAUGACGCCAUCUCGACCGCAUCACCCGUCAUGAACGAGACCUUGUCCGUCAUCAACGAGCACAUGAACGACAUGCACACCCCUUCCAGCUAUGCGUCAACCAGCAAUAAGCGCAAUUCUACCGGCCGCGGCUAUGUUUUCAUCGCGGGUGAAGAGACGGAUGAGGAGGAGAGGCAAAUGCAUACAGAGGCAGAAGUAAUGGCAUGGAGUCCCGACCGGGUCGCAGAGUACCUAGAAGAUCAAGGAGUGGAGAAAGCGCAUUGCGAUGUCUUCAAAGAGCAGGAAAUUACCGGGGAGGUAUUGCUGGCAAUGGAACAGAGUAGUUUGUUCCUCAGAGAAUUCUCGCUGGGCUCCGUCGGCCGGAGACUGAAGACCUGGCACAAGAUUAGGGCGUUACAAGACGAGGUCAGAGUGAACAAGCCUCCAGACGCCCCAUCAAACACUUCCGAGUACGAAGGCGAAGGUAACGAGGCCGGAGAUACUGCGAGAAAUCGUGCUUCGACCGUGGGAUCGGCUCUUCCGCGUGCUCUAGACACAUCACGGCAGAGCACCCUCGCUCCUGGCAGGAGUAACACCUCGCACUUGGUGACAGAUACGGGAAUGUCACCUACGUCCGGACCAGAGGCUACCUGGACACCGCCUGCGCAAGCGACUCCAGCCGCACAACUGCCACGACGAGGGUCAGAUGGACAGACAGCGUUGGACACUGCUCAGAAGUUGGGCAACCGCGAACUCCACCGAAAGCAGCCUUCUCUCGAUCAAAAUUGGCAACCGGGCCAACCGCAGAGCGAUGGACAGUACUUUGGCCAUGCCCAUUCCCUGAGCUCCGACGCCGCAUAUCCCGCCCUCCUCGCCAUGGAGUCAAGCGUGCCUUCAACGCCGAGCAAGGACGACAUGGAAAAGGCAUCUUUGUCUUCGGUUGGCCAAGCCCGAACGAAUACCACGUCUGGAACCCGAAAGACUUCGGCCGAUGUUGCUGGCUCCGAGCUGUCGCGAAGCAGCAUUCAAUCUGGCGCCGUGGGGAGCCCAGAGCUUCUGCGAGAUUCAAUGAGCCCAGCUACGAAGGCCCAGGGCACCUUUGGCGCCUUGAGCUCCGUCAGCAGCACGCUUGGCGGCACAAGAGCAGCUACUUCGCCCGCCUUGGGCCGGCAGCCAACAGACGUGAGCCCCCUGGUAACGAAACUGGACCACAAUGCCUCCUCCGAAGGCCUCUCGCCAUCGUCUGCUGUCGCCGGAACAGAUUCGGCUUUACCGCGCUCAUCUACCAGUCCUAAGAUCCCUUUCUUUUCAAACUACAAGCCUAACUUUACAGGCCUGCGAGGAAUCAGCGACACCAUCUCGCGAAACGAGAAGCAAGCGCCGUCGCCCGUUCGCGAUGCUUCAUCCCCAGCAAGAACGGGUUCCAGCACGCCCAGUACUGAAACCAAAAGCCUGGAAUAUACAAAGCCUGAUGGGCAGUCCCGCACUUCCGACCCCGCCGCCAAUCUUAUUCCACCGACUCCCAAUCAGCGACGAAUCCGGGUGAAGCCGAAGAAAGCGACGUCUGCGUACACUCGCGGAUUGGAGACGAAGAAACCGGCAGAGCAGAUGAUUGGGGCCGAUUACUCGGGAUGGAUGAAGAAGAAGAGCGGGUCGUUGAUGACGACGUGGAAGACGCGGCUUUUCGUCUUGCGAGGCCGACGACUGUCGUAUUAUUACUCCGAGAACGACACCGAGGAGAAGGGGCUGAUCGACAUCUCAUUCCACCGCGUCCUGCCCGCGCACAACGAAACGCUCACCGGUCUUCACGCCGCUAUCACGGGAGUUUCAGGCAGCAGUCCUUCGAGUCCGAAGGAGGGCGCGACGCCGACAGCCGCCGAGCAGGAUCUCGCCGAGCAUCCAGCGACAGGCGAAGCAGACGACGGCGUGUUCAUUUUCAAGCUUGUCCCUCCGAAGUCCGGGCUGUCGAAGGCCGUCAACUUCACCAAGCCGACGGUGCACUACUUCGCGGUGAACUCUCGGCAAGAAGGGCGGCUGUGGAUGGCAGCGCUGAUGAAGGCGACGAUCGACCGUGAUGGUGACAGCGUGGUCACGACCACGUACAAUCAAAAGACGAUCUCGCUGGCCAAGGCGCGAGCUAGGCGCGAGCGCCCGCCCGCGCUGAUGGAAUCGGACGGCGAGAAAGAGGCGGCGUCGGAGUUGGAUGGAGCUGGCGAUGAUGCUGGCAGCGGGAGGCAGGGGCUGGGCAUCGGCGGACUGGGAGAGCAUGAGGAUGCUGUCGCCGGUGCUGGUGCUGAGUCGACUCUGGCUGACGAGGGCUCUUCGCUUGCGCCCAGUACGACGGAGGUGGGGAGUUUCACCCAGCAGAUCAACGAGUCACUGGCUGGGCUGGCCAGGUGA
Neohortaea acidophila is the source of this 2850-nucleotide messenger RNA. RefSeq lists its product as uncharacterized. Gene Ontology annotation, cellular component: plasma membrane. Bases 1 to 2850 code for a protein of 949 amino acids. Gene Ontology annotation, biological process: actin cytoskeleton organization. NCBI's taxonomy places the organism in Eukaryota, Fungi, Ascomycota, Dothideomycetes, Mycosphaerellales, Teratosphaeriaceae. The transcript has 2 exons. Gene Ontology annotation, molecular function: protein binding. The record is from RefSeq and is a predicted model, not a curated record.